CGUCAUUUGUUUGUGGUCGCGGUGGAGUCGAUGGGCGCGCUUCGAAAAUUCUAAUAAAAAUGGAAAUAAUGUGUGAACGCUGUUAGGAAGGAAGCAUCAAAGUUUUCGAACCAUAACAAAUGUUUUUUAAUUCGUUUUGUUUUUUUUUUGUGAAUUAUCAACAAACAAAUUAUGAUAUGAAGUGAACAAAACAAAAAAGAAAAGUAAAUUGUAUAAUAAAAACGUCCAUUAAACUGAAAUUAAAUUCAUGCCGGCAAACUCAAAUAAUUACGAUAAUUUAUUUUGUGUGUGUAAAUUCUCAUACUGAAAAUUGAGAUUAUUCUUGUGUUAAAAGUUUAAGGUUCGCUUUAACUGCUCCGAGUAGAAUAUUAAAGUGAUAUAAAUUAAGAAAAAAUAAAAUGUUGAGAUUAAAAAGUAACUCCUGUGUUCACAAGACAGGGUUUUAUGGUACCCCAUUUGCGAUGUUUGCUGUGAUUGCUUUGCUAUUUUUAUUUGCCAUGGCACGUGAGAGCCGAGCCGACUCAAUAAGUGUGGUUUACCUGAAUCGUAAUUGGUCGCUGAAAAAUCAAAAUGAAACAUUAACUGUUUCGGAUAUAAUUUUACCAAGUGGAGUCUAUUCGGCACUGUAUGGCGAACAAGUUUUGGAUUCAUGGAACGAUGUGGAUAUGCGUUGGAUUGCCUACGAUAAUUGGACCUAUACCAAUAAAUUUAUGGUGAACACCACCACCUUGCGGAAUAUUCGCUAUAAAAACUUAACUCUCUACGGCAUUGACACAGUGGCAGAGGUGCGCCUUAAUCACUACCUCCUCGGUCGUACCGAUAAUAUGUUUGUCCGCUAUUCCUAUGAAAUUUCUCAGUUUCUUCAAGAAGAAAAUUUACUCGAAAUUGAGAUAAUGUCACCGGUCUAUGCGGCCCGCCAAAGGGCCAAUGAGUUGAAAGCUCAAGGCUUUGAUGUCCCACCCAAUUGUCCCAGUGCACGUUAUCAUGGGGAAUGUCACAUGAAUAUGUUGCGAAAAAUGCAGGCAAGCUUCUCAUGGGAUUGGGGUCUGGCGGCACCUUCGAUGGGUAUUUGGAAAUCGGUGGCCUUGGAGUAUUAUGAUGUGGCCGUGAUACGUGAUGUUGAUGUGGCCACAUGGAAAAAUACAACACACUGGAUAAUGGAUAUUCGAGUGUUUAUGGACUGUGCAGGGCGGCAGAAUUUCUAUGGUGAAUUGACAUUCUAUGCUGUAGAACUUCUGAAGAAUCCGCUAAUUAUCAGUGACCAUGUAAAAACGCCAAUUAGUUACAAGGCUCCCGUAAUUGAGUUUCAAGUGGCCUUUCCCAUUGAUGAAGUUACUCUUUGGUGGCCAAAUGGUUAUGGUGGCCAAAAGUUGUAUCCAUUACAUUUUACUCUCAAAGCUUGGUUGGAUAAGAGAGGCACCAGUCUGAGAAAUAAAAUUGCUUCACAAAAAUCGAUUAGCAUUGGUUUUCGCACCGUGGAAUUGGUGGAAGAUCCCGUGAUGGAAGGUAGCGGCAAUACGUUUCUCUUCAAAGUCAAUGACAAGGAGAUCUUCAUGAAAGGCAGCAACUAUAUACCAAGUCAUAUAUUGCCGGAAUUUAGUCGCGAUAAAACAAGAAUUAAACACCUCCUGCAAGCAGCCAAGGACACUCACCAAAAUAUGAUACGCGUUUGGGGUGGUGGCAUCUAUGAGUCCGAAUAUUUCUAUGAAAUGGCCGAUUCGUUGGGCAUAAUGAUAUGGCAGGAUAUGAUGUUUGCGUGUGCCAUGUAUCCCGUUACAGAUUCAUUUUUGGCCUCCGUACGUAAAGAGGUUAUACAAAAUGCUCAACGUAUUGCCCAUCAUCCAAGUAUUGCGAUAUUUGCGACAAAUAAUGAAAAUGAGGUGGCCAUUGCACAAAAUUGGUAUGGCACAGUGGAGGAACGUUUUAAGACUGAAUAUCGGCAAUUGUAUAUAGCUACGGUAAUACAUGAACUAAAGGCAUUGGAACAUGCAACACGACCAUUGCCUUUGGUCUCGUCACCAUCCAAUGGCAAAGAAUCGGCGAGAGAUAAUUAUAUAUCGGCAAAUCCUCAAGAUCCCAAUUAUGGAGAUGUCCAUUUCUAUGACAUUUUCAAGGAUGGUUGGAAUCCCUCCAUAUAUCCCCGCCCUAGAUUUGCAUCGGAAUACGGGUUUCAAAGUUUACCCUCCUUGCAGACAUGGCAGCGCACACUGGGUCCGGAGGAUAAUCUUGCCGAUUUAAUAGAACAUCGUCAACAUCAUCCACUGGGCAUGAUGGCCAUAACACCUUUGGUGCGAAUUCAUUUUCCUCUGCCGCUGCCAGAGGAUGCCAAUUAUUUGGAGGCUUUGGUAUAUUUUAGUCAAAUCUCACAGGCUAUGGCCACGAAAACCGAAACAGAGUUGUAUCGCAGUCUACGCGAUACCGAACAUCGAACAAUGGGUGCAUUGUAUUGGCAGCUGAAUGAUGUCUGGGUUGCGCCGUCAUGGUCAGCCAUUGAUUACUAUGGAAAUUAUAAGCUGCUGCACUAUUGGUCUAAGGAAUUUCUGGCGCCCAUUGCCAUAACCGCCUUGUAUGAGAGUAAAAUUCGAUCCCUGAAUGUCUCUCUGAUAUGCGAUCUAUUCGAAAUAAAUACCGACGGCCUGCAGGUCUCAAUGAAUAUUUACAAAUGGUCUCAACUGUUUCCAAAGAAUACGACAACAUGGCCUGUAACGAUGGUACCAAAUGGCGUUCACUACGACAAGGUAAUACCCGUCGAUGACAUCUUUCAGGGAGAGUUUACCAACUACAACAGCUUUGUAGAAUUUGUGCUGCAACGAAAUAACAUGGCAUUGGCCCGUACAUUUUAUUUCCCUGCCUCGUUUAGCAGUGUUCAGGCUAUCAAAGAUCCUCAGAUACAAAUUCUCAUUUCCAAUGUUUUCUGCAGUUCCCAAGUCAAUGUCAAAAUGAACAGCUACAGUCUGACACUGAACGCCAAAUAUCCGGCAAUAUUUGUCUACAUAGAAUUAAUAUUGGAAAAACACCCCGACAUUAAACAUUAUAAAUUUUCGAAAAAUGGUUUUAUGAUGACUUCAUCGAGUUGUGUUCUACAUCUGGAAUUUGAGGCAAAGGAAUGCGUUCGACUGAAUGCCAAAGAUUUUAAAAUAAUGACAGUUAAUCAGUUUAUGAAGCUUUAAAUUGGUUGCCACCAAGCAAAAAAAAAAUAAGUUAAUAAGUUAAGAACUUUGUGAAACUUGAAUAUCGAACAAAAUAUAUUUUACUAUAAGGAAUUUAUAUAUCUAUAAA
Musca domestica (house fly) is the source of this 3279-nucleotide messenger RNA. Its product is annotated as beta-mannosidase. The transcript has 11 exons. Gene Ontology annotation, molecular function: beta-mannosidase activity. NCBI's taxonomy places the organism in Eukaryota, Metazoa, Arthropoda, Insecta, Diptera, Muscidae. The record is from RefSeq and is a predicted model, not a curated record. Gene Ontology annotation, biological process: glycoprotein catabolic process. The coding region runs from base 399 to 3170 and encodes 923 amino acids.